CCCUCCGAUCUACGUUCCAUCUCAUUGUCUACCGUGCGCUCUUCAUUCUGCCAGGAAUGACUCUCUUUUUGUUUGCGGUGGCCCUACUCUAGCCGUGUGGUCGAAGAUCCCCGCUUUGCACCCGUCUGCCGCAAGCACGCCUGUCUCCUCCUCCGGGCCCUUUCUCUCCCUCCUUUGUCUGUCAUCUCAUCCCCAGCCCGCAGGAUGAUUACUGCUACAUCCUUUUUGAAUCCCCUCGGCAGCCGACCGCCGCGGUAUCGCACUCCCUCGCCGCCGCGACGCGCCGUCGAGCCUAUCUCGCCCUGUUCCACCUCCGAACUCCGUGCCUCAUGGGUCGACCGCAACGUCUCCAGAGUUGCCGCCUCCGAUCGCGACCACUUCAUACCGAACACCAUUGGAUACCGUCAUGAUGAUGAGACAGCGGCUCAUCGGUCGAGCCAUGGCCGCUCCGGCUCAACCAUCGACGCCCUCGCGACGAUCGCUUUAGCGACGAGUCCAACCUUUGCACCUCUUUCCUAUAGACCUCCCUCGCAAAACUCCACCCCCGCCAUGUCGCUAUUUCCGCCCGAACCUAUAGAAUCCGCAGAACGUCCGACAAAGCGCCCGCGGUCGGAAAAAGAUCAGUCCCCGUUCCUCCAGCACCGGACAGUGGCAGUCCCGGAUGCAAAUUCUGCUUCGCUAUUUGACAGCAUGAAGACAGACGCCGAGCUUUUGCUGAACCUUGCGCGGCCCACAAAUUUUCAUCCGCCUGCUUCUGCUGCGAAACGAGUCAGCAUCGACGAGUCGUUUUAUCAUUAUGGGGAUGAACAAAAGCGGCAUGUCACGGCGGACUCCGGAGGGCUGAGCUGGAGGGUCCACGACGAAAAAUACACAUAUAAUACAUCGGGGAAUCACAACCUGCCACCAUCUCGGCUGAGGUCACAGUCUGAUGGAUCGGCCGCAAUCUCACGCCCGGCGAUCCAAGGCUUGCGGCCUAAUACGAGCUCCUCCACUCUUCCACCCAUCCUCUGGCAGGAGGAAGGCGAGGCCGGAGACGAUCAUUGGGUCUCAACGACCAAAACUACCGUGAACGGUAUGCCGUCCGCUGUACGAAGCUCAAUGCACGCGACCGAUGUUACACAGAUGCCAACAGACCAACCCUCCAAGGUCGAGGACGACCCGGAAUCCGAGGAAUCUAGCCAGGCUAGUUGCGCAGCCUGCAAUCUUGUCCGGAUUCCGAUAGACACUGGCGAGCAAGGCGAUGUGACAUGGAUCAGCUGUGACGGCUGUAAGCGGUGGUUUCACAUCGUCUGUGCCGGGUUCAAGAAUGAUCGCGAGAUUCGGACGGUGGACAAGUUUAUCUGCCGAGGAUGCCGACCAGUCCAUGGUCAGACUACGUUCGUUCGGAAGUCUUCUCGAGCUCGUACCGCUAUUGAUUAUGCUGGCCUCAACCAGGGGCUGGUGAAGGCCGCGACGGAUUCGUUGGAACACCACUACAUUGAACCCAUUCGACAGGGCAAAAUCCAAUUUCUCCCCGAAAGCUUCCCUCGGAUGCGCCCGGAGCUGGUCACUGCCGAGUAUUUUGAGCGAGGCAACGGCAUGACGGAACCGAUCGUCAUCCCCGCGGAAUGGAACACUCGUGAGUCCGUCUGGCUCAGCGAUUCCGAGCUCGAUACCUUGGCCCAAGAAGCCCCCACGCAAGAAAUGUUCGAUGAGUUGCUCGAGCACCUCGUCGAAGAGGAAGCCGAAAGGAGCCACGAGCAAGUCGUGGACUGCGGCCAGGACCAGCUGGACAUGGUAAUUCCUCAAGGCCUCACCGUUCGCAGGGUCGCGGAGCUGUAUGGUCCGGAAGAAAGGGUGGAAGUCAUUGACGUGAAGUCACAACAGGGAGAAGAUAAGAGGUGGACCAUGCAGAAGUGGGCGGAUUACUACGAAAGCACUGGCGACAAGGUGGUCCGCAACGUUAUCAGUUUGGAGGUAUCUCAGAGCCCAUUGGGUCGGUUGAUCCGCCGACCAAAGGUUGUCCGUGACCUUGACCUCCAAGACUCGGUCUGGCCUGAUGAACUCAAGGCGGUUGGGGACUAUCCGAAAGUUCAGUUCUACUGUUUGAUGUCUGUUGCCGACUGCUACACCGAUUUUCAUAUCGACUUUGGAGGGUCAUCCGUCUAUUACCAUAUUCUGAAGGGCAAAAAGACCUUCUUCUUCAUCCCGCCCAAGGACAAACAUCUGAAGAAGUAUGAAGAAUGGUGUAAUUCUCCCGCUCAGGAUUCCACCUUUCUCGGCGACCAGACCAAGGAAUGUUACCGCGUGGAUCUUUCUGAGGGCGAUACGAUGCUGAUCCCAUCAGGCUGGAUCCACGCCGUUUGGACCCCUGAAAACAGCCUGGUCAUCGGCGGCAACUUCCUAACGAGGCUAAAUUAUGGGAUGCAGAUCAAGAUCGCGCAGAUUGAGAAGGACACCAAGGUCCCAAGGAAGUUUCGGUACCCAUUCUUUCAGAAGAUCCAAUGGUAUACCGCGUUGAGGUAUCUGGAGGAUGACCCUCUACCCCAGAGCGUUUUGGACGCGUUCGUGCAAGACGAAAACCACCGCUUUCACCGAGGAUACCCGAUCUACUAUGAAUUUGGAGAACGAGCGAAUCAUGCACCUGCCGGAUCGCCCUAUCAUAACGCGCGCUUCUAUUCACAGGCUGAACUGGAAGGGUUGCCCGAUCUUGCAAAAUACCUCCUCCGCACCGCUCUGAUUGCGGGCUCCUACCUUGUCGAAGGCGUAACCAUGGAUGCCCGGAAUGCAGUCCGGCGAUCGAUACCGAAGAUGUCCGGGGACCCGAUCGAUGCAGUGAGGAAGUUCGGGAUUUGGGUGGCCUGGAAGCGUGGCAAUGAGAGGGCCCCGCAUUGGACUCGUCCGGGGGUGAUUGAAAGCAACGCCAAACUCAGUCUGGCGGAGAAGAAGCCCGCCGGACGACCCAGUCGUCGCUCCGAGCGUAAUGCUGACAGUCAGCGCACGUACGCGGAGAGACAGGCCGUGCAGCGGCUUCCGGAGCAGCCCCAGGACGCUUCUGCUGACUUCAGUAGCCUCAACAGCUCCAGCAUCCCCCCCAGUUCCGGAACCGCUAUACAAGACAGCUUAAGUAGUGGAGCCAAAGAAGAGGCUGCUCCCAAGCCGCGCACUGCACCCCGGGGCUCCGGAUUGGGUCCCAAGCGAGUUGCCUGUGACGCAUGUCGGAAACGAAGGAUCCGGUGUCACCACAAGGACGAACACAACGACGGAGUCUCCGGCAAGCAAACGGCCGUGGCCGCUUUUGCUACCGGCAACCAUUCGCUGGCACACGAUGCAGCGUCGGCGCUGAACUCACUUGCUGCCAUUGCAUCGGAGGCGGGCUUCCAAGACAAUGGAAAUGGCAGGAAUGCGGACCGGUUCGAUGUCCCGGGAAAGUUUAACCCCGCCAUAUUGAGUACGCCGCGUGCGCCUGUCAACGGAUUUGGACUCAAUGAUGCCAGCCCCGAAGGCGCCAACACCGGCAAGAAGGGCCGUAGCAAGGCAUGUGACGAUUGUCGGAAGAGCAAGCGCCGGUGUAUUCACGACGAGUAUGGUCGAAUUGACCCCGUCAAAGCUCAAGAACGAGCCAAGCCCCGUGCUGCUGCUUCUGCCAAACGACCUCGCACUAACGAAGAGGGUGCCAGCUCGAUCCAUAGCAAACGGAUGAAGCAGGAGAGUACAUCGCCUACGUCGAGACCAGCACAUCUUAGCAACAGCCGUGAGGGUGAUAUGCUGGAGACGCAGGAUGCUCGCCUAUCUGACCAUGCUCAUCCCGUCUUGGAUUUCAAUGGCCCCUUUGCAGAUGCGUCGCAGGUUGAUCAAGACUUCCCCCAGCAAUCCGAUAUAGCUGUUGAGGAGAAGGAAGCGGCCCUCGGGCCGACCUCGUACGCUUCGCCGCCUGCAUUCCAGACCGACACCGUCGACGCUAAGGAGAUGGACUCGGCACCGGUCUCUAAGCCGACUGCAACCCUUGUAUCACCACCGACCUCGCUGGCCGAUGAGACAGACGUUCCUCAUGACCAUGUGGACGGGGAAGGGGAUCAUGCGGUGGUCCUCCACACGCCAACAUCCAGCUCCCGCCAUUCCUCCCGCCAACCCCGCCAGGUCGACCGGUAUGUGCCCGAAGUUCAUGUUCCUAAGCUGGUCAAGGCCCCGACGCAAACCCCCACGGCACGCCGUUCUUCGUUCGGCGGAUCCAGCGGUGGUGGGCGCAAAUCCACCCCGGGACCGUCUUCGGGCUCCAAGAAGUCGUCCUCGCGGCCUUCCUCGUCGUCGCAUGCCAAGAAGAGCUUCUGGUCCACGGAUGACCGAAAAGGCGAACGGCAUGCUGCGUCGUCGACCUCUCCCGGGCAGCUGGGCAAGAACUCGAAGCGUGUGGCGGACGAGGAGCCGGAUGCGGAGAGCCUUCGCUUGAUUCGCGAACUGCAGGAAGCGGAGUUUGGGCUACGGAAGCGAUCCACGCGGGUUUGAAGACGGGGUCGCCUGCGGUGCCUGGCUCCCGCACGAUGGAGAUUGAUGCCGGGUAUGAAUUUCUUGUUUUCCACCAUUUUAG
Molecule: messenger RNA, 4567 nt
Organism: Aspergillus ibericus CBS 121593
Lineage: Eukaryota; Fungi; Ascomycota; Eurotiomycetes; Eurotiales; Aspergillaceae
Gene: jhd1
Product: [Histone H3]-lysine-36 demethylase
Exons: 2
Coding region: 205-4485 (1426 amino acids)
Biological process (GO): regulation of transcription by RNA polymerase II; protein demethylation
Molecular function (GO): histone demethylase activity; zinc ion binding; DNA-binding transcription factor activity, RNA polymerase II-specific
Source: RefSeq, a predicted model, not a curated record